UUCAGCUGCAAGCCUGGCAGAAGAGCACGACGCUGCGCUGCUCCCGCUGGUUAUUUACAGCAGCGAGAACGCUAGAACAAACUAAAGUAGUGACUUCUACAGAAAAACGUGUCCGUAGUGCAGUGUACGAGUUGUCAGAGCGGUGUGUCCGAACUGUAGGUGUCUACCAGGAGCAGGAGGAGACUCCACGGUGUUGUGUUUACACGCGCUUCAAUCGCCACGUUUCAGAGCGCUAACUUCAUUAGCCUUCUCAAUGGAGGCACUUUUCAGGCGUGAAAAUAAAUCGUACACCACGAGCGACUUAUUAUUUCUUUAAGAAGAAGUGCAUGUCGCUGACUUGUAAGAUUUUUGGCCCCACUUGUGAACAGAAGGCUGUUUGCGAGCGACGGGACAGGGCAGGACAGGACGAGCAAAAGCAAAAUAAAACACACCCUUCAAUGUGAUUUGGUGCACGUCUGGUCUCGGGUUUCUUUUUGUCCUGGUCGAGUUGAGAAGUGAAGAUGGAGGCAGUGGAGGACAAAGGGAAAGGCAAGGAGAAGAGCUUCUCGCUGUGGUAUGUGGGCUGCAGCUCGCUGGACCGCCGCACCACGCUGCCCAUGCUGCCCUGGCUGGUGGCAGAAAUCCGCAGGAAGAGCGAGUCCGGUUCGGUCCAGACUCAGGCUCGGAUGGUGCAGCUCUCUCUCAGCCCCCCUGUAAUCCGCUGCGUUCCGGCCAGCAGCUGCAGCUCGUCCGUCUUCAUAUUUGAGCACAAAGCGCAGUGCAUCUCGCGCUUCAUCCACAACAGCCAUGACCUCGCCUACUUCGCCUACCUCAUCCGCAGUCAGCCGGACGACCCGGAGUGCCAAAUGGCCUGCCAUGUGUUCAAAGCGUGCGACCCCGAUCAGGUGUCGGAGGUCAUUAGCAGCAUCCGACAGGCCUCCAAAAGUGCACUCAAAGAGGAAAGCAAACCGAAGCAGGAGGCUGAGGAGUCUUUUUACAACUCGCAAAAGUUUGAAGUGCUUUACUGUGGCAACGUGACAGUAAACUACAAAAAAGCCCCUUCCACCCUGAUUGACGACUGCAUCGACCUGUUUCGGCAGCACGAGUCAGAGCGUAGGCGUCUGCGCCUGUUGAAUGGCCAGCGCUCUGUGGAGACGCCGGUGGUGUUCACCAUGGGAGACGACCCGCUCAGCGCAUCUCUCUCCGAGACGGCACUCACAGACACAAAUGAGAAAGCAGGUAGCGUGCGCAAUGCUUUCCCCGAGUGCAUUCAGGAGGACUCGGGGUUUGAGCAGCAGGAGUUUCGCACUCGUUGCAACAGCUUGGCAGGUGGCUUACAGAAGAUUCCCAGAGAAGCGGGAGCCAAAGUCCCAACACGUAGGAGACAUGCUAGUGCACCUAACAACGUUCAGCCCUCUGACGCAGACAAGAAUCGCACUAUGCUGUUUCAGGUGGGACGUUUCGAGGUGAAUCUCAUCAGCCCAGACAGCAAGACAGUGGUGCUGGAGAAAAAUUUCAAAGAUAUCUCGUUUUGCUCCCAGGGAGUAAAGCAGACAGAUCACUUUGGGUUCAUCUGUCGUGAUGUGGUGGAGUCUGGACCCGGCCAGUAUCUCUGCUACGUGUUCCAGUGUGCCAAUGAAUCUCUGGUGGAUGAGGUGAUGCUGACUAUGAAGCAGGCCUUCAGUACAGCUGCAGCAUUGCAGAGCUCCAAAACCCAGAUUAAAUUAUGUGAGGCCUGUCCAAUGCAUGACCUGCACAAGCUUUGUGAGCGGAUCGAAGGACUGUACCCUCCUAGAGCAAAGCUGGCCAUUCAAAAAUACCUUUCCCAGCUGAGUGAUAAUGAGCAGGCAGACAUAUUUGAACGUGUACAGAAGAUGAAGCCAAGUUGUGAUCAGGAAGAGAAUGAGCUGGUUAUUCUUCAUCUCAGGCAGCUGUGUGAGACCAAGCAGAAGACGCACGUCCAUAUUGGAGAAGGUCCUCAGAGUGCCAUAAGUUCAGAGAGUGGAGCUGGACGGAACAAGCUGGACUUGCUGAAAAAUAAGGCACGCAGCUCCCUCACCAGCUCCCUGGAGAACAUCUUUUCAAGGGGUGCAAACCGGAUGCGCAUGCGUCUAGGAAGCAUGGGCAGCUUUGACCGACCAGACGAGUCCCCUGGUGAGUCCCCUCCAGGGACUCCCCCUGUGGCCUUGGACGAGGACCCUGACGCUCCUUUGUUUCGCCGAAGAGCACACACCUUCAGCCACCCUCCAAUCAAGAAGAGGAUCUCUUUCACAGAGUUACCGACACAGCCUAAGGUUCCUCUGCACAGACAACAAUCUGUUGCUCCAGAGCUGCUGCAGAGCAGUCUGGUACGUGUGCCAAGAAAACGCAGUGUCUCUGAGGGGGAGUCUUCCUUCAACCUUCCCUCCUCCUUCUCCACUUCCACUUUCCUGAAAAGUUUUUACCUGGGCUCCUUCGGCUCACUGGCCUCCCUGCCGGACAGCCCCAAGAGUAAUGGAGAGGACAGAAAUAGGAGGUUGUCUGGUUGCAGCAGUGACUCGGUGACAGCAGUGACUACGCGCAAAGUGUCUUGGCGUCAGAAGAUUUUCCUAAGGGUGGCUUCACCCAUGAACAAAGCCUCAGCCUCUAUGCACAAGACUGAAAUGGAUGGCAGUGAGCUGCUGCCGCUUUCUCCCCGUGCCUUACAACAAGAGCAGGAUUCCCUAUCCGGGUUGCUUUCCUCCACUCAAAGUCUGAGAGGAGAGACUGGAUGCCGCACCGCUACUGAUUAUAGAGCACUGUGGAAGAAGGCCAUUCAUCAACAGAUUCUCCUUAUCCGCAUGGAAAAGGAGAACCAGCGCCUGGAGGCCAGCCGAGAUGAGCUACACAUCCGUAAAAUGAAGCUGGACUAUCAGGAGGUAGGUGAGUGUCCUACAGAGGUGCAGGCACUGUGGGAGAAAAAGCUGAAUGUGCCUUGCAGGACCAAAGUGCAAUGGGAUAAAGAUGAGAUUCAAACUGCUCUCUGCCAGGGUGUCCCAAAAAGUCGGAGAGGUGAGGUGUGGCUGCUUCUCUCACAGCAGUAUCGCCUACGCCACCGUCUACCUCAGCGGCAGCAGCCUCCCGAUACAUCCUACCAGGAUCUGCUUAAGCAACUCACCACACAGCAGCACGCCAUCCUGGUGGACCUGGGUCGCACAUUCCCGACACACACGUACUUCAGUGCACAGCUAGGAGCAGGCCAGCUUUCCCUCUAUAACCUGCUAAAGGCUUACUCUUUAUUGGAUACGGAGGUGGGCUACUGCCAGGGCAUCAGCUUCGUAGCUGGGGUGCUGCUUCUGCACAUGAGCGAGGAGCAAGCCUUUGACACACUGAAGUUUUUAAUGUACGAUCUGGGGCUGCGGCGCCAGUACCGGCCUGACAUGAUCUCUCUGCAGAUUCAGAUGUACCAGUUGUCUCGGCUGCUGCAUGACUACCAUCGUGGUCUGUAUUCUCACCUGGAGGAGCAUGAGAUCGGCCCUAGCCUGUAUGCAGCGCCAUGGUUUCUCACACUCUUCGCCUCCCAAUUUCCCCUCGGCUUCGUCUCCCGCAUCUUUGACCUGCUGUUUGUCCAGGGUACAGAUGUGAUUUUUAAGGUGGCCCUGUGUUUGCUGAGCAGCCAUGAGGGAGAGAUUCUGGAGUGUGACAGCUUUGAGAGCAUCGUAGACUACCUGAAGUCUACCAUACCCACCCUCUCACACAACCAGAUGGAAGAAACAAUCACCAAGGCUUUAGAGAUAGACAUAUCCAAGCAACUGCAUGCCUAUGAGGUGGAGUACCACGUCCUACAGGACGAGAUGGUGGACGCCGCUCCACUUUCGGAGGAAUCAGACAGGCUGGACAAACUCGAGAAGACCAAUGCCCAGCUUAAAAUGCAAAAUAUGGAUCUGCUGGAGAAACUGCAGGCAGCACGGGUGAAAAUACAGACUCUCGAGAACAGCGUAGAAAGCUUUCUGGCACGUGAGAGCCAGAUGAAGCACAUGAUCCGCUCACUGGAGCAGGAGAAGGCCAACUACCAGAAGACCAUUGAGCGCAUGCGCUGCAGCCUCCCUGCAGACUCAGCUGACGUGGAAAUGACCCAGCUGAAGAUAAGCAAUGACAGCAAAACCAAAGCAGCCACCAAAUAAUUUUGAUUUAGCAAGUGUGUCCCUACUGAACAUGUAGAUUACAUCCAUGUGCUGAGGAGUUAUUCCCUAGCAUAGCUUUUAAGGAGCUGUUAAACUUUAGGCACAUGUCAAACUGACCAUGACUAAGAUCUGGGGGUCUUUACCGUGGAGGAAGUGUAACAAACAUUUAGCUGUCUGUGUACUUCCAUGGCUAAAAAAAACAUGCCCACAUGUCCUAUAAGUCUUGCUUCACCCCAUUGUACUGAAUUUACUUUAGGUUUAGGGAUCAUGGCUGGUAUGUAGAACAGAAACUUUGCUUCAAUGUCAGCUGUGUUGAAAACACUUGAAAGCAAGAUGAAUGUAUUUUUUAUUUUUUCCAAAGUGCAGUAUGACUCAUGGCUGUGCAAGGAGGAUCGCUGCCUUGAUGUCGGCAUAUGCUUUAAAAAUGGCAGGCAGUGUGACUUUGAGCUUGCCGGGGAACUUUUCCUGAAGGAACACAACAAAAGCGGCAGUGACGCCAUCGACCGCCAAAAACCAAAAUAUUUAGCUUAUCAGAUCGACACACUGCUCAAAGAGCUUAACCCAAAGUUCAAGCAGGAAAUGAAACUCGUUCUGAAUUUCCUCUGACUUUGCAGCACCAUCCAAAUUUAACUUACUCUCCAAACUCCUACACCUCGCUGGCAGUUCAUCAGUUACUGAAUGUGCUUCAAGGCAAAUCAGGCUUGCUGAAGACAGGAAGCGCCUACCACGCUGUCUGCCACGAUGCUGCAACGUAUGCUCAUGAGUUAUGCAAGCUACAUGGUUUAAAAAAAAAAAGUUUGUUUGCACAGGGCAUUUAAUGUGUUAAAAUAUUCUAUGCAGGUGUGCAAAUUCUUCAGGUGUCUAAGAAUUCUGAAAAAGAAAGAAAAACAAUCCCCUGGGAAAAAGAACCCCUGUAAUCCACUGGUAACUUCUUCUUUUUUUUUAACAUAACAAUCUGUUUUGUCAUGUACUACAAACUCAUUUGUAAAAAGGUUUCUAAAAUCUGCGCAAAUAUAAAGCAUGUGCAGGAUGCUUUGUUUUUUA
Messenger RNA from Clarias gariepinus (North African catfish), 5165 nucleotides. RefSeq names its product TBC1 domain family, member 4 (gene tbc1d4). The transcript is spliced from 20 exons. The record is from RefSeq and is a predicted model, not a curated record. Lineage: Eukaryota; Metazoa; Chordata; Actinopteri; Siluriformes; Clariidae. Bases 501 to 4121 code for a protein of 1206 amino acids.